AAAAACAGCCGUGUUUUGAUAACGCGUUAGCUCGUUUGACCGGUGACUGACUGUUAGACUGUGUGGCGGGUGAUGUUUUGACAGCUCGUUAAGUAAUAUACGUAAAUUAUAGUCUGGAACGAUUGUAAACUAUCAGUAUUAGUUUCCAAGACAUAUAUGUGUUUAAUUGAGUCAUAAACGUCCUGCAGACUUUUGUAGCUGCGACACCGUCAGUCAGAAACGCUACGUGACGCCACUUCUAUUUGAGUCACAACAAGUGUUUUUAAUGGCCACACAAUGAAGGCUCAACUUCAAAUAACAGUUCUGUCCGCUAAGCUUCGGGACAAUAAGAAGAAUUGGUUUGGGCCCAGUCCUUAUGUUGAGGUGUGUGUGGACGGCCAGUCCAAGAAGACGGAGAAAUGCACCAACACUCACAGUCCCAAAUGGAAACAGUCUCUCACUUUGAUCGUCACCCCUUUCAGCAAGUUAAUUUUCCGGGUUUGGAGUCACCAGACACUUAAAUCGGACAUUUUGCUGGGCAUGGCCGCUCUGGAGGUCAGCGAGACCUUAAAAGCCAACGAUAUGAAGAUCUGUGAGGUGGUGCAGACGCUGCAGCUGAGUUCAGACAGAGAGCGUGCAGAUGUGGUUGGAGAUCUCUCGGUGUGUCUGGAUGGACUGCAGGUGGAUCCCGAGACUUUUGCUUCUGAGGAACAAAAGCACAAUGCUGUUGUAAAUGGAGAUUCCAAACUGAACGGGGACAUGGCAGGAAGUCGAGAUUCUUCCCCAUCCAGUGAUAUCGCUGAUGAAGUGCCGCUGCCCAACGGUCACGCAGUGGGAAGUACGGGGUCUGCCUCUCCAUCCGCAGGGGCUCUGAGACCACAUCGACCCCAGCGGCCGCCGCCCGUCUCACCGCAUAAACCUACUUCCUCCACAGCAUCCUCUGCUGGCUCGACUCCCACUCACGGCAGCAGCGCUCCCAGCCCGGAAACAUCUCCACGGGUGUGUGUGAACGGAGAAACGGAGAGUCAGGGGUCAGGUUCAGGGUCAAACCAGGCCCCGAGGGUCAGUCCAACGCCUCCCAGAGCUUCACUGAUCACUAACGCCCCUCUUCCUCCUGGCUGGGAGCAGAGAGUGGAUCAGAACGGCCGCGUUUACUACGUGGAUCACAUUGAGAAAAGAACCACAUGGGAAAGACCAGAACCGCUACCACCAGGCUGGGAGCGUCGUUUGGACCCGAUGGGCCGUGUGUAUUAUGUGGAUCAUAUAAACAGAACCACCUCAUGGCAGAGACCCACACUAGAGUCGGUCCGGAACUACGAGGAGUGGCAGAACCAGCGCAGUCAGCUGCAGGGAGCCAUGCAGCGCUUCAACCAGAGAUUCAUCUACGGACUGCAGGAACAGCUCGCGCCCACAGCUAAUAAAGAGUUUGACCCUCUGGGUCCUCUGCCGCCUGGAUGGGAGAAACGGACUGACAGUAAUAGGAGGAUGUAUUUUGUUCACCAUCCUACAAGAUCCACACAAUGGGAAGACCCUCGAACACAAGGGUUGUUGAAUGAGAAGCCUUUGCCGGAGGGUUGGGAGAUGAGGUUUACAGUGGAUGGGAUUCCCUAUUUUGUCGAUCACAACAGACGAACAACGACGUACAUCGAUCCCCGUACAGGAAAAUCCUCGCUUGAGAACGGCCCUCAGAUCACAUACGUACGAGACUUUAAAGCCAAAGUGCACUAUUUCCGCUUCUGGUGUCAGCAACUGGCAAUGCCUCAGCACAUUAAGAUCCACGUCAGCCGCAAAACACUGUUCGAGGACUCGUUUCAGCAGAUUAUGGGUUGCCAUCCGCAAGAUCUGAGACGGAGACUGUGGAUUAUUUUCCCAGGAGAGGAGGGACUUGACUAUGGAGGCGUGGCCAGGGAAUGGUUCUUCCUGCUGUCUCACGAGGUCUUGAACCCCAUGUACUGUCUAUUUGAGUAUGCCGGCAAAGACAACUACUGCCUGCAGAUUAACCCCGCCUCCUCCAUCAACCCUGACCACCUCAAAUACUUCAAGUUCAUUGGCCGGUUCAUCGCUAUGGCUCUGUUUCAUGGGAAAUUCAUAGACACAGGCUUCUCUUUGCCUUUUUAUAAACGCAUCCUGAACAAACCUCUGGCUCUGAAAGACCUGGAGUCCAUCGACCCGGAGUUUUACAACUCGCUCAUCUGGAUCAAAGAUAAUAAUAUAGAGGAAUGUGGCUUGGAGAUGUUUUUCUCGGUGGAUAAGGAGAUUUUGGGAGAAGUCACUACACAUGAACUCAAACCUGAUGGAGGAAACAUUCAGGUGACAGAGGAAAAUAAAGAGGAGUAUAUCAGGUUGGUUGCUGAGUGGAGGUUGUCCAGAGGGGUUGAGGAACAGACUCAGGCAUUUCUCGAGGGCUUUAACGAGGUCUUGCCGCAGCAGUACCUGCAAUACUUUGAUGCCAAAGAGCUGGAGGUGAUGCUGUGCGGGAUGCAGGAGAUCGAUCUGGGCGACUGGCAGAGGAACACCAUCUACAGACACUACGCUCGCAGCAGCAAACAGAUCGUCUGGUUUUGGCAGUUUGUGAAGGAGAUCGACAAUGAGAAGCGAAUGCGUCUGCUGCAGUUUGUGACCGGCACGUGCCGACUUCCUGUCGGGGGAUUCGCUGACCUUAUGGGGAGCAACGGGCCGCAAAAGUUCUGUAUUGAGAAAGUGGGAAAAGAAAACUGGCUGCCGAGGAGUCACACAUGCUUUAACCGUCUGGAUCUGCCGCCCUAUAAAAGCUACGAGCAGCUGAAGGAGAAGCUGCUGUUUGCCAUCGAGGAAACGGAAGGCUUCGGCCAGGAGUGAUGCAUGCACACCACAGCGUCUUUCAACGCCUUUCCAUCACAACACAGCUUUCACCGUCAUAUCAAACAUACUUCCAACCGGGAACGAGGGAUAGACGCUCUAGAUCCAUUAGCUUAGGUUUUCUUACCAUCCUGCCUUAGUCGCUGAUGGAUGCACAGCAAUGCAGCGCCCCUCGGCUCACUCUAUGCACACUGUGUGACCCUCGUAUUAACCUCUUCAUGACUGCCGCCCGCCUCCACUGUAGUAAUGCACAUGCAACAGACUUUUCCUCUAGAACUUGGUUAAAUUGAGUUUGCAUGGAAUGUGUCUGAAUGAGUCUCUUCUGUUGUGCACACAUGUAAAGAGGAGUGCAAGACACAAUUUCUUAUGGUUUUUAUUGCCACUGUGGAUCUGUACCUUCAUACAAACCAGUUGAAAAGGGUUGCACUUUAUUAGCGAAAACACUGAGUGAUAACAGCUAAUAUGAAACAUGCACCAGGUCAUAUUUCACCUCAAAAUCAAGAGAAGUAGAAAUAUUAUUUUGCAUGAAGAAAAUUAAAAGUUUUUACAUUACUUUCAUGAAAAUCAAGCACAUUUUCCCUUAAAAUUGACUUGUAAUGCAAGAACAUCUCAUUGUCAUUACUGAAAAAAAGAAUGGGCUUUAUGUUCUUCAUGCAAAAUAUAAUUUAGUUUGAUUUCGGGUGAGCUGUGACCUAUAUGCACAUAUGGUUGGAUAAACAUAAAGCAAUAGCCCAAAAAUGCAAUCUAAUGUCAUCUCCACAUAUUCACAAAUAUUCACUUUCUCAUCAAUCUUGCAUUCACAAACCACUCGACUGACGCUAUAAUGUUAGCUGUUUUAGUAUGAUCAAACCUGCAGCUAAACAUCUCGAUCCUUUUAUACCUUUAAUGUGAAAAAAAAUCACAAUAUUUGUGGGAGGAAUUAGUGCAAAACUAAAGAAAAUGUGCUUUAUUUUGGGAAGAUAUUCAUUUGUGUGUGUGUUUUCGAGGUGUUGCAGCAUUUGUUGUUCUCCUGAAGAUUUAGCACUGAAAUAAUGGAUAUUCUGUUUAUUUCAAAGAUUUUGUUUCUUAUUAAGGUGCAAAACACAAAACCAGGACUGUAAAUACCAAUGUACAAACAAUAACGUACGGUUAUCAAAUGGAGUAAAGCGAAGUGUUCAGCUCAGCAGAGGAUAUUCCAUCAUGAAUGUGAUAUGAGUCAUAUGCAUUUCUUUCCAACACAUGAGUUUGAUUCUUUAACAAAGGGUUUUUAGUAUUCAGUGAUUUGUUUUCCUCAGUAGAUGAGUUCAUAUCGUGAUGAAUUGAAUCCAUCGGGUUGGUUUAUGGGUGUCUGCUGUUUCCUUUAGGAUGUCUGGUUACAGGGCACUUUAUUUUAGGUCAUAUUUUCUAAUUUCGAUUUAAAGUGAACUGACAAAUAAAGGUCAGAGAUGGACAGCGUCCAGCUAAACGCCUCACUUCUGAUGUUACGUGUUGUCAUGUCUUACAGCGUUUUGUAGCUCUGACUGUGUCGAGGCCAGAUGAGUGGCUUACCUCUUUAUUUUCUUAACACUGUAAAUCAUGUAACAACUAGCCUGUGAUCUGGAACAUUAACAUCAAUUAAGCUGGGUUUAAUGAUUUGAAUUAUAUUUAUUUUUCUUAAGUGAAUGUGUACAGUUGGAUGAUUAAUAUAAAAAUACCAAUUUAUUCUCAGCUGAAGGAAUAAAAAAAAAAAAAAGA
Molecule: messenger RNA, 4530 nt
Organism: Onychostoma macrolepis
Lineage: Eukaryota; Metazoa; Chordata; Actinopteri; Cypriniformes; Cyprinidae
Gene: itcha
Product: itchy E3 ubiquitin protein ligase a
Exons: 24
Coding region: 277-2817 (846 amino acids)
Biological process (GO): protein K48-linked ubiquitination; protein K29-linked ubiquitination; ubiquitin-dependent protein catabolic process
Molecular function (GO): ubiquitin protein ligase activity; protein binding
Source: RefSeq, a predicted model, not a curated record